UGAUCCUGUCAGGUCUAUGUUCCUGCUUGAAGGUGGUUGGAUACUCAACAUUAUAUCAACUGCAGUGGACCAGAGACAGAGCUCAGAGAGGUACCAGGUGAAGUCACACAUCAGAGCUACGACUCAACUACUUGUUAGUACAGUUGGAAUCAUACAGUAGAUAUUACCAUUACAAGUCAGUUAAAAAAGGUAAUAAAACAGUUAGUUAAGAUGGAUGACUACGUCAACAAAGAGGUUGUUGAAAUUGACAAGGUUAUUGAAGGAAACCAGAAUGGAGCAAUGAGGAGAGUGACAACUGAGACACAUCCCUCAGUGUGUAUCUCCCCAGGACCUGACGUUUCAGGGAGAAGAAUCUACAGGAUGGUUGCUGUAAGCUUUGGGAUGCUAUGUGUUCUACAAGUCACUCUCAACAUCUCCCUGCGACUAGAAUCAGACUGUCUGACUGAAGAGAGAGACCAGCAACAGAGUGAGAAAGAUGAAAAGUUCUCUAUUCCGGGCUGGAACAAGUUUGAUUCCUGUUGGUACUUCGUCUCUUCUGAGAGAAAACCCUGGAGUGAGAGCAGACAGGACUGUAUGGAGAAAGGAGCAGACCUGGUGAUCGUAAACAGCAGAGAGGAACAGAGAUUUCUCUUUGCCCUCAACAAGAGAUUCUGGAUCGGUUUGACUGACAAUGAGACUGAGGGGUCCUGGAAAUGGGUUGGUGGCACACCACUGAUAACAAGUUACUGGAUAAUCGACCAGCCUAAUAAUGGACGAAGUCUUUCAACCUUUCCGGAGGAGGACUGUGUUGAAUUACAUAAUGGACAAGACCAGCCUGAAAAGACAUGGAAUGAUUUAAAUUGUGCACAAAAACGUAUCUGGAUUUGUGAGUUGUGUAAACAAUAACCUACCGUAACAACUACCCAUCCACCAUCUCCCCGUCUAUCUCUCUCUCUCUCUCUGACUCUCCCGCUCUUAUUCUGUCUCCAUCCCUACUCAUUUAUGUUCUUUUCAUUCUGAACAUAUGAAUCAAAUUCCCAUUUACAGUACUUCCUGGGAUGCAUUAGUAGCUUCCUGUCUUCAGUAGUUAUAUGAUGGACACAUCAGACACAGACAAUGAUUGAGACACACAACACUGAAAGUAAACAGCUGCAUUAGAACAGACAGAAGGGACCAGUAUGAGAUUGUUAAGUCAGUACAGUUGACUCCUGAUAGGUGCACAUCAGAUAAGUGUGAGACCUGGGUUCAAAUACAACUUGAAAUUUUUCAAUAUCUUUGAGCGUUUGCUUUAGCCUGCCUUCAGAGCCAGGUGGGUACUGGGGCUUUUCUGUUGCAACAGAACUUUUUUGUAGCCAUAUGAUUACCAGUUCAAGAGUCUUAUGGCUUGGGGGUAAAAGCUGUUGUGAAGCCUUGUUGUCCUAGACUUGGCACUCCGGUACCGCUUGCCAUGUGGUAGAAGAGAGAACAGUCUAUGACUAGGGUGGCUGGCGUCUUUGACCAUUUUUAGGGCUUUCCUCUGACACCGCCUGAUGUAAAGGUCCUGGAUGGCAGGCAGCUUAGCCCCAUUGAUGUACUGGGCCGUACGCACUACACUCUGUUGUGCCUUGCGAUCAGAGGCCGAGCAAUUGCUGUACCAGGCAGUGAUGCAACCAGUCAGGAUGCUCUUAAUGUUGCAGCUGUAGAACCUUUUGAGGAUCUCAGAACCCAUGCCAAAUCUUUUUAGUUUCCUGAGAGGGCUUUGUCGUGCCCUCUUCACAACUGUCUUGGUGUGUUUGGACCAUUCUAGUUUGUUGUUGAUGUGGACACCGAGGAACUUGAAGCUCUCAACUUGCUCCACUACAGCACCACCGAUGACAAUGGGGGCUUGCUCGGUCCUCCUUUUCCUGUAGUCCACAGUCCAUCUCCUUAGUCUUGGCUACGUUGAGGUAUAGGUUGUUAUUCUGGCACCACACGGCCAGGUCUCUGACCUCCUCCAUAUAGGCUGUCUCGUCGUUGUCUGUGAUCAGGCCUACCACUGAUGUGUCGUCUGCAAACUUAAUGAUGGUGUUGGAGUUGUACCUGGCCGUGCAGUCAUGGGUGAACAGGGAGUACAGGAGGGGACUGAGCAUGCACCCCUGGGGAGCUCCAGUGUUGAGGAUUAGCGUGGCAGAUGUGUUUCUACCUGCCCUCACCACCUGGGGGUGGCACGUCAGGAAGUCCAGGAUCCGGUUGCAGAGGGAGGUGUUUAGUCCCAGGAUCCUUAGCUUAGUGAUGAGCUUUGAGGGUACUAUGGUGUUGAACGCUGAGCUGUUGUCAAUGAAUAGCAUUCUCACAUAAGUGUCCCUUUUGUCCAGGUGGGAAAGGGCAGUGUGGAGUGCAAUAGAGAUUGCAUCAUCUGUGGAUCUGCAAAUUGGAGUUUGUCUAGUUAUUCUGGGAUAAUGGUGUUGAUGUGAGCCAUUACCAACCUUUCAAAGUGCUUCAUGGCUACGGACGUGAGUGCUACGGGUCUGUAGGUCAUUUAGGCAGGUUGCCUUUGUGUUCUUGUGUACAGGGACUAUGGUGGUCUGCUUGAAACAUGUUGGUAUUACAGACAUAAUCAGGGACAUGUUGAACAUGUCAGUGAAGACACAUGCCAGUUGGUCAGCAUAUGUCCGGAGUACACGUCAUGGUAAUCCGUCUGGCCCCGCAGCCUUGUGUAUGUUUUCCUGUUUAAAGUUCUUACUCAUAUCGGCUACGGAGAGCGUGAUCACACAGUCAUCCGUAACAGCUGAUGCUCUCAUGCAUGCCUCAGUGUUGCUUGCCUCGAAGCAAGCAUAGAAGUGAUUUAGCUCGUCUGGUAGGCUCGUGUCACUGGGCAGCUCACAGCUGUGCUUCCCUUUGUAGUCUGUAAUAGUUUGCAAGCCCUGCCACAUAAGACGAGCAUCGGAGCCGGUGUAGUAUGAUUCAAUCUUAGCCCUGUAUUGACGCUUUGCCUGUUUGAUGGUUCGUCGCAGGGCAUAGCAGGAUUUCUUGUAAGCUUCCGGGGUAGAGUCCUGCACCUUGAAAGCAGCAGCUCUACCCUUUAAAUCAGUGCGAAUGUUGCCUGUAAUCCAUGGCUUCUGGUAGGGGUAUGUACGUACAGUCACUAUGGGGACAACGUCCUCAAUGCACUUAUUGAUAAAGCCAGUGACUGAUGUGGUGUGUUCCAGACUGUGAUAGCAAAACAGUCCUGUAGUUUAGCAUCUGCUUCAUCUGACCAUUUUUUAAUAGACCGAGUCACUGGUGCUUCCUGCUUUAAUUUUUGCUAGUAAGCAGGAAUCAGGAGGAUAGAGUUGUGGUCGGAUUGACCAAAUGGAGGGCAAGGGAGAGCUUUGUACGCGUCUCUGUGUGUCGAGUACAGGUGACCUAAAAAAAAAUUCCCCUCUAUAUUGUUGUUGCCUUGAUUUUUUGGGGUCUCGGUGUCUCUGGAUUCACAGAACACCCAAAUAUCCCUAUGUAUAUUUUGACAUGGCCUAUUGAUGAAUGAGACACACUAUUUAUUUUAUUGUGUGCUAUAAUUUGCAAUUUACCUUGGAACAUAUUAUCAUUAUAAUUGUUAUACAUUGUUGUGUCUCAAUGGGCCACUAGGCUAUAAAUAGGGUCUAUAUGUGCAAUGGUCAGGUCACUCUGAGGAAGAUGUCAACUUGAUGAAGAUGUCAAAAAAGUGUUUAGUCAGCAACCAAUUGUGCAAGUUCUCCCACUUAAAAAGAUGAGAGAGGCCUGUAAUUUGCACCAUAGGUACACUUCGACCAUGACAGACAAAAUUAGAAAAGAAAAUCCAGAAAAUCUAUUUAUUUGCAAAUUAUGGUGGAAAAUAAGUAUUUGGUCACCUACAAACAAGCAAUAUUUCUGGCUCUCACAGACGUGUAACUUCUUCUUUAAGAGGCUCCUCUGUCCUCCACUCGUUACCAGUAUUAAUGGCACCUGUUUGAACUUGUUAUCAGUAUAAAAGACACCUGUCCACAACCUUAAACAGUCACACUCCAAACUCCACUAUGGCCAAGACCAACGAGCUGUCAAAGGACAUCAUAAACAAAAUUGUAGACCUGCACCAGGAGGGGAAGACUGAAUCUGCAAUAGGUAAGCAGCUUGGUUUGAAGAAAUCAACUGUGGGAGCAAUUAUUAGGAAAUGGAAGACAUACAAGACCACUGAUAAUCUCCCUCGAUCUGGGGCUCCACGCAAGAUCUCACCCCGUAAGGUCAAAAUGAUCACAAGAACGGUGAGCAAAAAUCCCAGAACCACACGGGGGGACCUAGUGAAUGACCUGCAGAGAGCUGGGACAAAAUUAACAAAGCCUACCAUCAGCAAGGGCAUUGAAGAUGAAACGUGGCUGGGUCUUUCAGCAUGACAAUGAUCCCAAAAACACCGCCCGGGCAACGAAGGAGUGGCUUCGUAAGAAGCAUUUCAAGGUCCUGGAGUGGCCUAGCCAGUCUCCAGAUCUCAACCCCAUAGAAAAUCUUUGGAGGGAGUUGAAAGUCCGUGUUGCCCAGCAACAGCCCCAAAACAUCACUGCUCUGGAGGAGAUCUGCAUGGAGGAAUGGGCCAAAAUACCAGCAACAGUAUGUGAAAACCUUGUGAAGACUUACAGAAAACGUUUGACCUCUGUCAUUGCCAACAAAGGGUAUAUAACAAAGUAUUGAGAUAAACUUUUGUUAUUGACCAAAUACUUAUUUUCCACCAUAAUUUGCAAAUAAAUUCAUUAAAAUUCCUACAAUGUGAUUUUCUGGAUUUUUUUCUAAUUUUGUUUGUCACAGUUGAAGUGUUCCUUUGAUGAAAAUUACAGGCCUCUCUCAUCUUUUUAAGUGGGAGAACAUGCACAAUUGGUGGCUGACUAAAUACUUUUUUGCCCCACUGUAUAUUAAAGUGAGCAAUAAGAAA
Messenger RNA from Oncorhynchus masou masou (cherry salmon), 4855 nucleotides. Its product is annotated as C-type lectin domain family 4 member E-like. NCBI's taxonomy places the organism in Eukaryota, Metazoa, Chordata, Actinopteri, Salmoniformes, Salmonidae. Gene Ontology annotation, molecular function: signaling receptor activity. The record is from RefSeq and is a predicted model, not a curated record. The coding region runs from base 211 to 885 and encodes 224 amino acids. The transcript is spliced from 6 exons.